AUGGUGGAAGCAAAGGCCGAAUUGCGGGACUUCCUGCGGCAUCGCUGCGGCAAUCUGAAGGCUGCCUUCGCAGCUUUGGAUAGCUCGGAGACUGGCCAGCUCAGUCGACAUGACUUCGAGACAAGCUUGCAGCGCUUGGGGUAUGACGCCAACUGCGCAGCUGCUGCUUUUCGGGACUUGGAUCGACAAAAUGCAGGUGUGGUGAAUUUGCGCACCUUCGUGAAUGGCUUGAUGAGCGACGCGGUCCCGCCCAACUUUGAGACGCUGCAGAAGCCGGCCAGGCAUACCUAUCACCCUGGCAUGAGUACGCCCAGGAAGUUGAGCGACACCGCCCUGGCGCCCACGUUGUUGCAGCGAUUGGCACCGGCACCCAUUGCCCCCAUCACCUUAGCUGCGCCGUUGACGCCGAAGAAGGGCGCCGAACGUUGCCCGGCAGCGCUGGGCCCAAGAGGCCCCACCCAGGCGUCGAGCGCAUCCCCAAGGAACCACCCCUUGUCGGAGCGAUUGCGUCAGCUCGAGCUGCAACUUGCAUCCGAGCAGGAAGCACGCUGCAACCUGGAGUGGCGCCUCACCUCGCAGUUUCGCGAGAUGAUACGGGAAGAGUUUCAGGCCUUGCGCAAGCAGCUGGCAGAAGAUGCGGCGCAGCAACCAGGUCGGUUUGGACCAUGCAUGGACAUUAAUAGGCGGGCGAAGGAAGCAGAGGAUCACGAGGAGCGUCGCUACGUUAUGAUGACUUCGGUCUCUGAGCGCCGCCUGGACGAUACGGCGCCAGCAACGGGAGUCCCGCCCUCCGCGGCAUCAUCAGGGCCUACCGAGCCGGAGCGCCGGUCCCAGGCAGAUCUUUUAUGGGGGGGUACAAGUUUGGUAGUAUAG
This is a messenger RNA of Cladocopium goreaui, 873 nucleotides long. The record is from the annotation of a GenBank genome assembly. Lineage: Eukaryota; Dinophyceae; Suessiales; Symbiodiniaceae.